UUUCUAUUUUCAGUUCAAAUAUUUUACACUAAAUAAAAUACAAAAUAUAAAUAUUUAAAUUCGUGUGAGUGCAUUUUUCAGACAGCUACAAACACUUCGAGUACUACAGAGGCUCCCAACAAUGACGACAAAUAUAGAACUUUUCGUUGCCAAAAUGGAAAGUACAUAAAUUACGAAUUGUAUUGUAAUGGAGAUAUGGACUGCCCAGAUAGAAGUGACGAAGGCAUAGGAUGUUACUGGCGCGGUGGUUGUGGCAAAAGAAGAUUCACAUGUUUUAACGCAGUCCAAUGUGUAAUGCCCAGCGACCUAUGUGAUAAACAGAACCAGUGCAAUGAUGGAUCCGAUGAAUGGAAUUGUGGAGAUCAGCUGAAUACAGAAAAUUGCUCCCUGAGUGAUGGAAAAUUCUUGUGUCACGAUAAAAAAAGAUGUCUCGAUCUGGAAAACACUUGCGAUGGAUAUUUCAACUGUUUCGAUGACUCGGAUGAAAACAGCAACUGUACAAAAUAUGACAGUGUGGCUCAAGAAUGUCCAUCUACUUAUAUUUCCACUCCUGAAGGUCCUAUAUGCCCUUGUAAUUACAGUAAUGGUAAAUUAAAGGAAAUAUGUGCAGGUAUUCAAAAUUGUACCGGGGCAUCUCCAUGCGAUCAAAAUUGUCAUAUGUUCAAAGGUAAAAAAUACUGCUCAUGCUUUGAAGAUUAUCAUCCUGUUCCUAAUAGUAAUGGUCAUAAAUGUCAAAGUAAUGAAUUACUCGAAAAUAUAAUUCUAUACUCGACUAUAACCAGAAUAAAAUCUUUGAAUUUGACCACAAAUCGAACAUCUACCCUGACAAGUGGAGUCAACUGUACAGCUUUGGCUGCAGCUCAUGAUCAUGUUUAUUAUGCAACGUCGCAGCAGGGGAUCAAAAAUUACAUUUUGAAAAUUCCAAUCAAUUCUAACCUAGGAAGAGGAGAAAAGUUGUUUGAACAAGAUUCGGUUGUUACGUCCAUCUCAGUGGACUAUAUUACCAAUAACAUAUAUUUCAUUGCGAACGAAUCGCUAUUUGUAUGCACAAAUAAUAGUGGUCGAAUUUGCUCUAGACUCAAAUGUUGUGGAAUUGGAUCUGUUGUGUUGGCUCCCAAAUUUGGGGUUAUGUUCUAUACAAUGAAAACAUAUCCUUCAGAAGGGCAAGGUUCUCAGUACCACGUCAUGAAAUCUAAUAUGGAUGGUGAAGACGAGGGUAUUUUCGUAGAUGACAUAUUUAGUGAUCUUAAGAUGACUUUAAUAGUCAAUGAACGAAUGAAAAAAGUUCUGUGUUUAGUUCAACCUGGAAAUUAUUUCACUCACGUUACCUUCGAAUGUACGACGUUGGAUGGAUCUGAAAAAGAAACUCGGAAUCUACACUGGGGCCAGAUUCUUUCCAUUUCAGCCUUAAAUGAGAAAUUAUUCUUCAGUGAGAAAAACAGCAAUCUUAUAUAUUCCGUCAACAAUUCCGUCAACAUGUCUGACUCUGCUGGAACAGUUUACUUUCGUGACCUGAUCUCGAAGAAAUUGAAUUUAUUACAUGCUCACAAUAAACGCUUCCAUCGUUUUAAUGAGAAUCCCUGUGCUACAGCUUCGUGUCCUGGUCUAUGUCUACUUCGUCCAACAUCCUUCACAGAUUCCAGUUUAAAUUACACCUGCAUCUUGGACAGUUCGAGGUUUUCUAAUGAGAAUCAUCCUACGAACGAAAAUAAUUCUAAAUUAGACUUGGAUAGUUUUUUAACCAAAAUGUUGAUACUUUUGCUCAUUGUGACCAUUGUGGGCUGUGGUGUUUUCCUUUGUCAUCAUAAAUGUAACUUGCGUCGAUAUUACAGUAUGUUGAGUAUUUGGAAAUCAAGUCCUGAAGAACAAGUGGAGAUGGUUCAACAAAAGAAAUAGUCUAGUCUGAAUAAUAGGUACCUUUUACGUUUUUUUUUUUUUUUUAAAUUUUUUAUUGCCAAUUAACGAUAAACUUAUUUUAUAUGAUGUCAAAAUGCGCUGUGAAAUAUAGUUAAUUAAGUUGA
This is a messenger RNA of Planococcus citri (citrus mealybug), 2021 nucleotides long. Its product is annotated as vitellogenin receptor-like. The coding region runs from base 196 to 1896 and encodes 566 amino acids. NCBI's taxonomy places the organism in Eukaryota, Metazoa, Arthropoda, Insecta, Hemiptera, Pseudococcidae. The transcript has 10 exons. Gene Ontology annotation, cellular component: apical plasma membrane; signaling receptor complex; plasma membrane. Gene Ontology annotation, molecular function: protein binding; hormone binding. The record is from RefSeq and is a predicted model, not a curated record. Gene Ontology annotation, biological process: receptor-mediated endocytosis.